This is a messenger RNA of Gallus gallus (chicken), 12764 nucleotides long. RefSeq names its product 6-phosphofructo-2-kinase/fructose-2,6-biphosphatase 3 (gene PFKFB3). Bases 8292 to 9962 code for a protein of 556 amino acids. Lineage: Eukaryota; Metazoa; Chordata; Aves; Galliformes; Phasianidae. Gene Ontology annotation, biological process: fructose 2,6-bisphosphate metabolic process; fructose metabolic process. The transcript has 22 exons. Gene Ontology annotation, molecular function: fructose-2,6-bisphosphate 2-phosphatase activity; 6-phosphofructo-2-kinase activity; ATP binding. The record is from RefSeq and is a predicted model, not a curated record. Gene Ontology annotation, cellular component: cytosol.
GUUCCCGGCUGCCUUAGCGGCCGGCUCAUGGCGGCGGCGCGGUGACGGGUGAGCAGAGGGCGGUGGGCCCCGACCGGCACACCCCGUCCGGGGAGCCCGCUCUGCGUCCCGAGGGUGUGGGGGAGGAAGACAUAGGGAGAAGAAAAUAGAGAUAAGCCAUGCAGCAGCAACAGGAAUGCCACAGGAACAAGAAGCUGAAACUCCGAGUCCUGCUGAAUCAGCUUGAAGUUGUUAAUUCUACAGGUGAUUCUGCUUGUAUGCUAUGCUGAUCCAUGCACAGGUAAGUUGCAACUUACCUCAUGUUACAAAUUACAUUUUUUAGAAGGUGAACAAAAUUACUAUUGCUGUUUCCAUUUUUGCCAGCAGAUACAGCAGUAAGAAUAUAGCACUUAAAAAAGCUUUUUUAAUUAUUAUUAUUUGUUUUUUUUCUUUUUCCCAGUUUGAGAAGUACCAGCAAACAGGCAUGGCCAGCUAGAGUUGGUAGUGAAAAAUGAUAUACUACUGAAAUCCAGGAAGUGCUUAUAUUUGUCUUCUGGAUCUCGUGGGAAAUCAAUGUUACUGGACUAUGAAUGCAGGUCUUUCAGUGCCCUUAAUUUCACAGAAUUGUAGAGUGACUGAGGUUGGCAGGGACCUCUGGGUCCGUCUGGUCCAACCUCUGCUUAAAUAGGGACACCCAAAGCAGAGUGCUCAAGAGCAGGUCCAAGCAGCUGCAGGGAGGGGACUACAACCACUCUGGACAGCCCAUGCCUGUGCUCCAUCUCCCAUACAGCAUAGAAGUGCUUCCUGAUGUUCAGAGAAUCUCCUGUGCUCUGAUUUGUGCUCACUGCUCCUUGUCCUAGAGCCGGGCACCACUGACAAGAGCCUAUCCCCAUCCUUCAACAUUCCCUUCAUAUAUUUAUAGGCAGUGAUGAGAUUCCCCCUGAGCCUUCUGUUCUCUAGGCUGAGAAGUCCCAGCUCUUCCAGCCUUUCCUCAUAGGAGAGCUAUUUCAGUCCCUUCAUCUUCAUAGUCCUUUAUUGGAUAGUCUCCAGUAUGUCCAUCCCGGACUGUACUGGGGAGUCCAGAACUGGACCCAGUACUCCAGGAUCUUAACCAGUUCUGAGUAAACCACGUGUGACCACAUGCUGGUCACAUUCCUCCUAAUGCAGCCCAGCAUAAUUUUAGCCUUUUGGGCAUCAACAACACACUAGGAAUCUUAGGGAAGAUGAUUUCAAAGGCCUUCCUGAAGUCCUGGUAGGCAAUGUCCACUGCUCUCUCCUUGUUUACCAUGCCACUUCACCAUACAAGUCAAUUAAGUUGGUCAAGCAUACUUUCCCUUGGCGGCAUCAUGCUGAAUGCUGCUGAUGAUUUUCUUGUUGCUCAUAUGCCUGCAGCUCUUUUUCUAGAAUUUGCUGCUCCAGAAUCUUAGAUAUAAAUGAAAAUUCUCUAAAGAAUUUUGGAAAAGAAUAAGAGCAUCCAUACAGCUGAGGGCUGCUUACAGAUCUAUCUGGUGUUGAUAACAUUGUCCUGACUGUAAUCUUCCUCCUUUCUGUAAUAAAUCAGGAGAUGCUUACGAUUGCAGAGAACCAAUCAUGUUGAUUACAAGCACCCUCUGUUCCAAUAACUGCAGUAUUGUGUGAUAAUGAUUGGACUCUGGGAGAAUUCAUACCUUUAAGUGAUGAGACACUUGUCCUUAGAAGAGGAAUAGCGAUUUGAUUGCAUUAGCACUGCACUCAGUUUGUUAAUUUCCUGCCAGCAGAGAAAUGAGAAUAUACAGUCUCUUAGGAACUGCUACUUUGAAAACUCUCCUGUUUCUUCAGGUUCUGUUUGGCUGUCUACGUUUUUUCAUCUGUAUUUGCAUGUAGGAGGAGACCCUUCAGGAGUCACAGGCACCACGAUGACUUGUUGUACCACUGCUUCUACUUCCACCCACUGGCCAACCUCCAGCUCCUGUUUGGUGUCAGUCAGUGUCUGAGCUGGGGCUUUUCCCCUGUGCUAGAGGAAAGAAUUGAGCUUUUGUGAAAUGUUGGCUCUGUCAUCCAGGAGAUUUGGCUUUCUGCUGCGCUGAGCUGUGGAAGAGAGGGUUUUUCAGAGAUGACUUUGAGAAUAACGCUGAGCUUCAGAAUUUUGUGUGUCCUACAGGCAAGACUUCCAUUAAAUGACUUCUCUCUUGCCCUCUGAUGUUUUUCACUCAGAGGGUGGUGACACACUGGAACAAGUUGCCCAAGGAUGUUGUGCAUGCUCUAACCCUGGAGGCAUUCAAGGCCAGGCUGGAUGUGGCUCUGGGCAGCCUGGUCUGGUGGUUGGUGACCCUGCACAUAGUAGGGGAGUUGAAACCAGAUGAUCAUUGUGGUCCUUUUCAACCCAGGCUGUUCUGUGAUUCUAUCAAGACUUCAUUCUAGUUGCGUGGAAGUUAAAGAGCAAUCACAGAACCUUUCACAUCCAACCAGUUUGGGUUAUGUGCAUGGUCGUUAUUUUUCUCACUGCUUCAGGGCCUGCCCUCUGUGAUUCACAGGCUGCCCUCUCCUUGGAAAACUUCCAUGAACCUUCAGAAAUGGGAGGGCUUUGAGAUGAGUUACUGGGCUAAAACCAUCAAUAGGAAGGCACUGAUGAGCAGCAGGUACUGAGUGUUCAACCUCAUGCAUAAACUGGUCUUACUGCUUACUCCUAGGUGUAUUUCACCCAUUUUCUUACGUUGAAAAUAAUGUUUGCACUAUUCUGGUCACUUCAGCAGCCAGCUUUAUGUCACCAGCAUACUUCCCUAAAGACUGAGAUUUUGGUUCUAGCUCAACAUAUGGACCUCAGAACGAAGAGGUGACGUGAUUGAUCUCUCUCCCCCCACCUCACAGCAUGUUGCUGUAAGUAGAAAGUAGACACAACACAUAAGAAGAUCAGACUGACCCUUGUAGCUGGACCAAAAAACAAAACAAAAAAAACAACCCACAAAAACAGUCUGCAGAAUAUUGUUUGCACAGCACCACUAACUAACCACUGAUCACUGGUUGUUACAGGACUUCUGCACAGCCCAGCUGAAGAUGGGCAGGCAGCUCCUGGAAGGACACACGAUGCCCUUUCUUCUUCUGAAUGUUGGCUUGCUGUGGGGCUCUGGAGAAAUAACUGAGCUGAGGAGGGGGACAGCGCUGGUGCUUAGAUCUCUAAGGUGUGAUCUCCUGCCUCUAUCCGAGACAGCUCAGGAAUCCAUAUGGUCCUGCCAAGGCAAAGGUCUUCAGCUCCUCACAGAUCUCUCCUCCUCUUGCUGCGGGCAGAAAGCUGGGUAGUGUUUUUGGACUUUGCUGCUUCAAACUUGUAAAACUUGUAUAGCAACUGUGAACUAAAACUCAAAUGAUACUCUAGCAAAACAAGCCUAUGCUCCUCCAGCACCUGCUCGUCUUGCAAGGAUGGGAAGGGAAAAUGGAUGGGUUUUGAGUUGUUUGAGGCACUUCAGGAGAACGCUGGGGUUAUGCAAUUGUAGUGGUGCACUGUCCUCACUGGAAGAAGAUAUGAGUUGGAACACUUCCCAGUGACUCCUCUUCCCUCUUUGUGUAUCUGUGAGGCAUAUAAAGUCCUUGAUAGGGAAGUAACUUUAUGGAAAUGAACUGCACUCAAAGCAAGAUUUAGGUAUUUGCUUCAAACAUAAACAUAAAGAACAGCAUGCAGCCCAGCUCCCUACAGUGCACCAGUUAAAACUCUGCACGUUGUACCAUAUAGCACAGCACGGCUGGCUUUGCAAAUGAGGUCCCCAGAGCAUCACAUUCACCUGCAAAGGCUCAGCUCUUCAGAGGAAGUCAGGAACUAAGGAUUAAUAAGGAGGAAAAAAAAAAAAAAAGUCCUGAAAAUAUGGCCAUCUAUCACAGUGCUACUCGGGUAUUUUCUUCCUCACUUUGCUUUGACAAAGUGUUUUGCUUAGUUUUAUUUCUAUGAAACAGGUUGCUUUAUUUGUGAACAAAGCCUUGAUGGUCUUUGUUUUUCCUCCAGUGCUUUUUCAGGCAAAGCUCAAGAAACAUUAAAUAAAAACACGAAACUGAGGAGCAGCUGAUGGACUGUGGCUCUGGACCCAGAAUAAUUAAGACUGAGGCUGUUAUCACUUCUUUUUGUAUUAUGAACAUUGUGAUGUUAGCGUUGAUAAAAUCAAUGCAUACAUCUUUAAAAAAAGUAUCAGAAAGAAAAAACAGAGCCUGGAUUCACCUUUCAGGGGGACUCGGUGAGAAGGAAAUGAUUGUUUGUCACUCUGGAUGCAUCAGAAGAAGGAUGUAGGUGGUUCUCUCAGAGUGACACUCUCCCUUCAGUGCUGGGGAGGAGUGUUGUAGCAGUUCAAAGCCAUGGAAAUCAAUGGAAAUGUCCCUGGAGAAGCGAGACUGGGUUUGCAUGGAAAGAGCAUGGACACAUUUAGGAACCUGCUCGAGCAGGCAUCUGCAGGAAAGCCACUAAGUGCACAAGCCUCUUUGCAAAGUGGAUCCUUGUGUCUGAUUCUCAGCAUGAAAUGACUGCAUGGCUCCAGCCCAAGAACAGCACUGACAUCUCCGGCUUGCAGACAGUUUCUGUGCAUCAUCUUGCCAUGCUGCUGAUGGGAAAGGCAGGUCAAUUCAGUAGUGAUUUCCUGGCUGGGCAAUCACUGAUAGAAAUAUUCAUUCCUCCAUGUAUAUGUUAAUAUGUCUGCACUUCCCUUAGGUAUGUGCAGGAAUGCUGAGCAUCUUAGUGUGGCAGAGCACCCCCUCUCCCAUGCCCCUUGAAAUGUGCAGAUAUUGAUGAAAAUGAGCAGUUUUGGUUUUUAGCUGGAGUUUGUCAGGAAUCUGGGCUGUAUCUCCACCCUGUUUUCUGUGCAAAUACUGCCUACCUGGCUGCAGCCAGCAUCUCAGCCAAACACGGGCUUAAAACCUAGUAUAAAGGUAAAAGAACUCUUCACUGAAUUAAUUCUAACUAAACAACUCCACCAACGUUUCAAUAGCAAUUAAAUCAUGCUUUUGUUUUCUUUGGAGACAGCUUCCUGCAGGCCACGGCUGGGAAAGGUGCUGGCAAAUGCCACUUCUGUUGGUGCCUCUCCCAGCAUGGAAGCCUUGGGAAGAUCUCAAGAAUCCAUCUACACCAUCCUUCAGCCCCAAGGCAGGAUAAGCGCUGGCUUAGGACCACUCCCAGCAUGUUUGCCCAACCUGUUCCUAAAAGCCUGAGUGAUGCCAAGCUGCCUUCUCUGCCCAUGCAGUCUGGUGUUUGUGCUCGACCAAGAGAAGAGCCAUCCUUGCUUCCCCAACCCAAACCAUAUGUUGUUUUGAUUCCAUCUAAAUCUCAUCUUGAAAUCAUCUUCCAGAUUUUUUUUUUUAAUAAUCUCAAUGUUAUGUCAUUCGUCUGUUGACUUAUUGGGUGAGGGAUGAAAAUCCUAGUGUAUCAGACUAUGUUUGGAAACUUUCCUGUUUAUUUAAACUGCUUGGCACCACGUAGAUGCCUGAGGUGCUUUCUGUGGGCGAAAAACAGUAGGAUGUAAUAUAGAGAAUGAGGCAACAAGAUGCUUUGACUCCUACGAUGGCCUUGGCUGAAGCUUGCAAUUUGCUUUCUAGAGAUUGCCCACAAGGAAAACAUGGAAAAGCACAAUAGACACAUGGAGACACGGUUCUGUCCAGGAGCCUUCUGGCCCGACGCACAGAGCAACUGGAGCAAAUCCCAAUUACCAACCAGGUGUUUUACUUAUUUGCCACCCCCUUUGCACCACUCCAAGUAAAGCCUCUUUGCCUCUCUGAUGGAAGCAAGAUCCUCCCAGGGACCUUAACCACCAGCCUCUAAUAUAGAUCCUGAUCACCUUUGAGAUGUUCCUACUGAAAUUUUUUUGGAGCAUCCAAGAAACAUCAAGGUUGCAGAACAAAAACAACUGAGGAUUUAUGCACUUUUUAGACUAUGCAAGCAUGAGCAGGAUAUUAUGGACAAAAGAUCUGGACGUAAGCAUCCAAACAUGGAUUUUGAUGAACAUGAUGCCCAAGUUCAUCAUUGGGUCUAAACCUGAUUGUACCACAUUUUGGGGUUAUUCUUCCAGGAAUGAACUGAUAAUCAGCAUUUAUCCCAAGAAAUACAGCUACAGAAGUCUCUGUGUUUUCCAGAGAUCAUCAGUUCAAGGAACAACACUCAUUUCAGCAGAGUACAGCGUUGAUGUUGAGUCAAGCUCCCAGUCUUGCUAGGGAUGGAUCAGCAGAGCUGCUACACGGUAAACAGUGGAAAUAAAUCCAACAAAUGGAGGGAAAAAAAAGCUUUACUGUAGAAAAUGACUGCUUCUGCUAGAAAAUCCCAUGGAAGACAGGUUGCUGUCAUGGCACCCCAGCCUUUGGCAUGGCUGGGGAGUUCCUCCUGCACACGAGUGUUAGGAUGCAUGGAAUCAAGAAGGACCCUCCUUAAAUAACAAUAAUAGUAAUAAUAGUUUUCUGAUUAUUUGCCAUGAGAAAAUGGUUGCCCACAUGAUCUGCCUGUGCAGAGACUCACCUUCAGUGUUUCCUGCUGUAUUUGCUGGCGAUGGGGCAGGAACCAGUUGCCCUAACAGGUUCCAAAUGCUGGCAGGAAGCUCAGCAUCCCCACAUCACCAAAUCUGCCAUCCUUCUGUCACUCGAGGCUGAGGCUCAGGGAUGUCUCCACAUGCAGCCACCAUCCCUUCCAGAGCAGGGCAGAAUCAAUGCCACUGCCACAGCCACCUCUUUGAGGAAGGUCUUCUACCUCCAGUGACAGCGGUACAGGAGCCAUAGUAAAAAAUGAACAACUCUCAAGCCAGUAACACUCCACCUUCACCUCCUGCUGCAACCUGAACUGCAGGUUGAAUGGUAACCACAAUGAUGGUGCUUCAAAACCUGGGUUCAGCUCGCAGCUCAGCUGUGCUGCUUGUUCCUGCCGUGAUCCAAAAGGGAUGGGGACUGGCUCAUCCCAGGCAUGUGGGUGAGCACAGCAAGAUCAGAGAAUCAUAGAACCAUUAAGACUGGAAAAGACUACUAAGAUCAUGCAGACCAACCCACCCACACCAUCUAUGCUCACUAAACCACAUUACUCAGUGCCACAUCUCCAUGCUUCUUGAACACCUCUAGCAAUGGUAACCCCACCACCACCCUGGGCAGCCUGUUCCAAUGCCUCACCACUCUUUCUGAGAAGAUUUUCAUAAUAUCCAACCCGAACCUCCCCAGGCACAACAUAAGGCCAUUACCUCUCAUCACUGUUACCUGGAAGGCUGACCCCCAUGUCGCUACAACCUCCUUUCAGGGAGUACUAGAGAGAAAUAAGGUCUCCCCCGAGCCUCCUCUUCUUCAGAAUAAACAAUCCCAUAAGACUUGUGCUUCAGCCUCCUAACCAGCCUUGUUGCCUUUCUUUGGAUAAGCUCCAGGGUCUCCAUGUCUUCCUUGUAGUGAGGGGCCCAAAACUGAACACAGUACUCAAGAUGCAGCCUCACUGGUGCCAAAUACAGAGGGACGAUCACCUACCUGCUCCUGCUGCCUGCACUAUUUCUGAUGCAAACCAGGAUGCCGUUGGCCUGCUGGGCCACCUGGGCACACUGCUGGCUCAUGUUAGUGGAGCAUCAACCAGCACCUCCAGAUCCUCUUCCUCCACACAGCUUUCCAGCCACUCUGCCCCAAGCCUGUAGCAAUGCAUGGGGUGGCUGUGACCAAAGUGCAGGACCCAGCACUUGGUCUUGUUGGAGUGCAUCCCAUUGGUCUCAGCCCAUCAAUCCAGCCUAUGCAGAUCCCUCUGUAUGGCCUUCCUACCCUCAGGCAGAUCGACACUCCCUCCUAACCUGGUUUAAUCUGCCAACUUACUGAAGAUGAACUCUUAUCUCCUCAUCAUCAAUAAAAGUAUUAAACAGGAUUGGCCCCAGUACUGGGCACACCAUCAGUGAACCUCAGCCCAGCUUGUUUGUGCAAGGGUGGCCAGAGGAUGCUAAAUAGAAUGCCUGGGUUCCUGGUGUUGGGAGAAAAAGUGUUUUCUCAGUUUGGCCCAAUAGCACUGCAAAACAAAGAUGAGAUUGAUGCUCCGUUGCUCUCAGCUCAGCAGCCAUGCUGUCUCCGGGAUGCGAAGGGUUAAGAGCUGCAAAACCCAAAGAACUUCCUCCUUUCGGCAACGCCUGCCUCCAAAUGACGCCGGUUUCUGCCCUGCUUUGCCCAAAUAUGUCCUUUUCCUUCUGAAGAAAAAGAGAAAAGAGAGGAAGAAGGAAGAUAAAAUUAAGACACGGAGCUGGACCUUGCCACCGAUAGCGCAGCCCUGCAUCCCGCCCACCCAUGCCGUUCCGCAAAGAUUCCACACUGUCCCCCAGCAUCUGGCUUCAUGACAGCAGUACUCUUUGAGAAGCCCAGUGGUUGCCAUGGCGAUGCUGAGGUUGUCCCUGUUACAUCACAAGGUGGCCGCGGAGCAGCGCAAAAAGACCUUUGUUUUAACCAUGCCCAUGGAGCUGACGCAGAGCCGCAUCCAGAAGAUCUGGCUGCCCAAUGACAACCGCCCGGCGCUGCCCCGCCGCUCCUGUGGGCCACAGCUUGCCAAUUCCCCCACUGUGAUAGUGAUGGUUGGCCUCCCAGCCCGGGGGAAGACUUACAUCUCCAAGAAGCUGACUCGCUAUCUCAACUGGAUCGGUGUCCCAACAAAAGUUUUCAAUGUGGGGGAGUAUCGCCGUGAGGCAGUGAAGCAUUACAGCUCCUAUGACUUCUUUCGCCCCGACAACGAAGAGGCUAUGAAAGUCAGGAGGCAGUGUGCUCUGGCUGCCCUGAGGGAUGUCAAGCUGUACCUGACAGAGGAGGCUGGUCAGAUUGCGGUUUUUGAUGCCACAAAUACCACACGGGAGAGGAGAGGGAUGAUCCUAAAUUUUGCCAAAGAAAAUGGGUUCAAGGUGUUCUUCAUUGAAUCUGUCUGCAACGAUCCCAAUGUUGUUGCCACCAAUGUCAUGGAAGUAAAACUGUCCAGUCCUGAUUACCGGGACUGUAAUUCGACCGAUGCCAUGGAGGACUUCAUGAAGAGAAUCAAUUGUUACCAGGCCAGCUACCAGCCACUUGACCCUGAUGACUAUGACCGGGAGCUUUCUCUCAUCAAAGUCAUCGAUGUUGGCCGGCGGUUCCUGGUCAACAGGGUUCAGGAUCACAUCCAAAGCAGGAUUGUUUACUACCUAAUGAACAUCCAUGUCCAGCCCCGCACCAUUUAUCUUUGUCGGCACGGUGAGAGCGAGUUCAACCUCAAGGGGAAGAUUGGAGGUGACUCAGGCCUCUCCAAUAGGGGCAAGAAGUUUGCACUGGCACUGAACAAGUUUGUUGAGGAGCAGAACCUGAAGGACCUCAAAGUCUGGACCAGCCAACUGAAGAGAACAAUCCAAACAGCAGAAGCACUCCAUCUGCCCUAUGAGCAGUGGAAGGCCCUCAAUGAAAUAGAUGCUGGUGUGUGUGAAGAAAUGACUUAUGAAGAAAUCAGGGACCAGCAUCCAGAGGAAUUUGCUUUACGUGAUCAGGAUAAAUAUUACUACCGCUAUCCUUCUGGAGAGUCCUACCAAGACCUGGUGCAGCGCCUGGAGCCAGUCAUCAUGGAGCUGGAGAGACAAGAGAAUGUCCUUGUGAUCUGUCACCAGGCUGUCAUGCGCUGUCUCCUUGCUUACUUCUUGGACAAGAGUGCAGAUGAAAUGCCCUACCUGAAAUGUCCUCUUCACACGGUAUUGAAGUUGACCCCAGUGGCUUAUGGCUGCCGUGUGGAAUCCAUCUCCCUGAAUAUUGAAGCUGUUAACACUCACAGGGAGCGGCCAGAGGAAGCAAAGAAGGGACCUAACCCGCUCAUGAGACGUAAUAGCGUUACCCCUCUAGCAAGCCCAGAGCCCAUCAAAAAGCCUCGCAUCAACAGCUUUGAGGAGCAUGUGGCUGUUUCUUCUGCCCUGCCAGGCUGUGUUCCUCAGGAAGUGCCCACGCAGCUGCCGGGACAACCUUUACUAGGAAAGGCAUGCCUACGACCUGUUUGUCACUUUCUCAAAGUUUUCUCUUUACUAAUAUUUCCAAGAACAUGAACAACUCGCAGAAGCCAUCGUGAGUCCCUUAGUGCUGUCGCGAGGCCACCACCAGCGACGCCAGCUCCCAUCCCAUCGUCAUUUCUGAAGCUUGCUUAUAAAACGGGUCUCCUCCGUUUGUGGCGAGGUCGACCCUCGGCUGUUUCUACCCACGCCUGUUCAUCUGCAAACUGCUCUGCUGGACUGGGGAGAGAGGUGGAAGAGCGAUGGAGAGGAGGGAGACGAGCUCCCAGGUCUUCAGGCUGCAGCAUUGCUCUCCACUCCGGUGUCCUGCUAGUGUGUAGCAAGCUGGGAAGCGCUUCUAGCGCACAGGAGUUUCCAAGUUCUAAUUCUUCCUUCUCUAAGUGGUUUUGAGCUCUUUUUGUAUAGACUAAUGGUACCCAUCCAUCUCUGGGUGGAGUGUGUGUAUAUAUGUGAAUGGUGCGGGGUUAGCAGAGUAAUGGGGACAAGAAGGGAGGGGGGGAACAAAGGGGAAUUUUGGUUUUUUUUUUCCUAUUAUUAUAAUUAUUAUUAUUAUUUUAUAAGUAUUACUAAUUUUUUUGCAAGAAAGCCCUUAAUGUGCUGUGCUGCAGUCCCGCACCAGCUACAGCCUGCCACGUGCACAGCCCAGCUCAUUGAGAUACAUGAAAACUGCUGGUUUUAGCAAAAAAUAAUAAUAAUAAUUAAUAAUAGUAAAACCUUAAUGUUAAUUCAUGCAUCUCAAAGGGGGGGGGGGGUGCAGAGGAUAUCGGUCUGCUGCUGUGAAGCUGGAUAUGAGCUGCUCGUAAUAUUGAGGGGAACCACACUGCUGUUGGCUCCUGGGGAUGCUCUGCAUUGGAAGAAUGAGGAGAUGGGGUGGUUGGGUCUCUGCAUCACUGCAGGCCGUAGGUGGGCAGCUGCACUGGGUGCGUUUUGCAGACACACAGGUGUCUUGGCCAGGAUGCAGGAAGGGUGUUGACAAAAGGUCUCGAGAAGAGAAUUUUUUUUGUUGCUGUUCUUUUUCUUUAAUAUAUAUAUAUACAUGCACACAGAUGUGUGUGUGUGGGUAUAUGUUUAUACUUAGAAACCGCUUGGUUUUUGCACUUUAUUUGUGGCAGGAGUGUGACUUUUUUUUUUAACCUGUGCCUCUUAACAGGGGAAGCUUGAAUGCAGGCAAUGUUUUUUAAAUUUUUUUUGUGUGCUGGGAAGCUGGGACUGCAUGAAAGCAGUCACUAUGGCUUCCAAGGGGUGUGUGUGUGCGUGUGCGUGCAGGGGGCAAUGGACGUGGUCCUGGCUUGGGCUCCACUGGCCAACUCCUGGAGGUUGGGGAUGAGAGCCUUUUGAUGCAGGCUGUGAGCCAGCAGUUGACCAUGGCAAUUAACCACUACUGCGUUGUGCAAAAAUCUCUGGUUUUCCCCCCAACCCCCCUCCUGUGUUCAGCAUCGAUCCGUUCCCAUUUUUUUUUUCCCCUUCCACAGCUGAACUGGAGUUAGGAGGCCAAGUCAUCAGGGUUCUCCUCCAACACUGGAGGGUUGGAGAUGGCCAACCUUUUGAUUUAAUCCUUUUUAUGGCUUCCUCCUCUCCCCUGGGUAGGAAACAACAUGCCUGCACGUGGGAGUGGAGAGGUUUGUGGGGAAAGAGUGUUGGUUUUUUUUUUCCUGUUGUUAUGAAGUUUUUUUUGUGGUUUUUUUUAUUACUAUUUUAUUUUGGUUUUUGGGGGGGUUGGUCCCUUUGUCCUGUGAGAAAAGGUGAACCACAGUGCCUAGUGCUUCAGUCCCAUGCAACAAAACCACAUUGCAUGGGCUCGGAGCAGUACUGACAGCAGGGAAGGCUCAGGGACUACAGCAGUCCCUAUCCAACCAUCCCGGUGGUGUCCUGUAUGAGCGUGUCCAUAUGUGUAUAUUGUACAGAUGAAACAAAAACACUUAUUUCCCCUUUUUGUUUGAACUUGUAAUAACUGCAUUAACGCAGACUUGUGCGCGUGCGGUUGACGUCAGCCCUUUUGGUUUCUCUGCCUUUGAGAAGGACAGACGUUGGAGAAGGUGACUUUGCUGCCUUCUUGGCCUGUUUCCUGGGGAGCUGAUCUGUCUCCUCCUGCUACCCAAAGAUAAGCCAGCACACUCAAACAUGAUGUCUGGCUGCCCGUGAUUAAUCCUCUAAACAUGAUGUUUGGUGUGUAUUUGAGUGCGUGUCUAUGCAUACAUACAUACAUAUAUAUAAAAAAAAGUCUGCAAGAAAAAAAUAAACCUGAACCUUAAACUUUAAUUUCUUCUCUGCAAAUAGAAGUCUUGGUCCUACAAAAAGAUGAAAUUUUGAAGUUGGUAGGCUUUUACUUUUAUUUUUCCCCCCUUCUUCAAGAGGGGAAGCUGGCCCAUGAGUAGCAAAAUGGUCCUCUCGUGCUGGGAGUGGGUGGCAGGAUGUCACCUCCAUCCCAUCCCAUCAUGCUUCCCAUUGUGUUUUGGCUGUACAACCAAAACCCAGGCAAUGAUGCUGCAGCCAUGAAGGGAGGGAAGGUGUGAAGAUGGAUUUGUUGAACCACACCAGUCAUUUUUUUUCCCCUUUUCCUUUAUUUUUUUUUUCUUUUUUUUUGUGAUACUUGAAUUUAUUUUUUUAUGAUUUUUUUUUAAAUAGCAAAGCGCUGUUUAUUUAUUUAAUGUAUACUGCAAAGCUUGGAGAGAAGGGUAGUUACUUGGGAUUUUUUUUUAUUUCUGCUGUUAACUGUUCUGUAUAUACAUCUGGAAUAAUUGCCUGAUAUCAAGCUGUGCCAGCUUAAACAGGGUCUGCCUUUCAGAAAUUUGUAUAUUUUGCAGUUGCUGGACCAAUAAAAUAACUUGUUGAAAUACA